AUGGCAACCAAGCACAACACCAAAGCCGACUUCUCGCGCCCCGCUGUGCAUAUCGCGAGCGUGCUGGUCCCCUUGUUCUCUGCAGUGGGGUUCACCAGGAUGUCGAAAAAUAUUUCAUCCAACGUGCUGGAGGAAUCUGCCGUCUCGGAUGAUGUGGUGUCACCAGAUGAGGAAGGCAUCUGCUCGGGAAAAUAUUUUACAGAGCUGGGGCUUGUGGGACUCUUGGAGCAAGCUGCUUCAUCAUUCUCUUUGGCUGGCAUGUACGAGGCUGUGAAUGAAGUGUACAAGGUACUGAUCCCCGUCCAUGAAGCCAACAGAGAUGCCAAGAAGUUAGCCACCAUUCAUGGUAAACUACAGGAAGCCUUUGGCAAAAUUGUCCAUCAGAGUACUGGCUGGGAGGAUGGGAAGAGGAUGUUUGGAACAUACUUUCGAGUUGGGUUUUAUGGUUCCAAAUUUGGCGACUUGGAUGAGCAGGAGUUUGUGUACAAAGAGCCAGCUAUCACCAAGCUGGCGGAAAUAUCUCACAGACUGGAGGGUUUUUACGGAGAUCAGUUUGGAGAAGAUCAAGUCGAAGUCAUUAAGGACUCCAACCCGGUAGACAAGUGCAAGCUUGAUCCAAAUAAGGCCUUCAUCCAGAUCACUUACGUGGAGCCCUACUUUGACACUUACGAGAUGAAGGACCGCAUCACCUACUUUGACAAGAACUACAACUUGCGUCGUUUCGUCUACUGCACCCCCUUUACGUUGGAUGGGCGGGCCCACGGCGACCUGCACGAGCAGUUCAAACGCAAGACCAUCCUGACCACCUCCCAUGCCUUCCCUUACAUCAAGACACGCAUCAACAUUGUCCACAAAGAGGAGAUUAUUUCCACUCCCAUUGAAGUGGCCAUCGAGGACAUGCAGAAGAAGACGCAAGAACUUGCCUUUGCUACCCACCAGGACCCUUCUGAUGCCAAGAUGCUGCAGAUGGUCUUGCAGGGCUCAGUGGGCACCACUGUCAACCAGGGUCCUUUGGAGGUUGCGCAGGUGUUCCUGUCCGAAAUCCCCAGUGACCCAAAACUGUACAGACACCACAAUAAGCUACGUCUGUGCUUCAAGGACUUCACAAAGAGGUGUGAAGAUGCCCUGCGUAAGAACAAGAGUUUGAUCGGUCCUGACCAGAAGGAGUAUCAGAGGGAGCUUGAAAGGAACUAUCACCGCCUGAAGGAGGCGCUCCAGCCGCUCAUCAACAGAAAGAUUCCUCAACUCUACAAACCUGUGCUACAGGUCAACUCACACAGAGAUUCUUUCAGCAGAUUGAGUCUUCGCAAAAUUGACAUUUGAAGAUGACGGGAGUACGUACGCACAAAGCGCCACCAGAAGAUGCAAUAUUAAUUUAUUCUUGAGUGUAAAUAGCAGCGUGUUCAGAAUAGGUCACCGUGUUUGUUACUGAAAAAGGCUUCAAGUGUUCCAACUUGGUAUUUCAUUCCAGUGUCUUAACUUGUUUACACAACUCGAUCAGCAGGAUGAACAAGUGGGUCCGAUUUUAAAGAGACACCUUGACCUUUUUAGAUUUGGGGAACAUUUUCCCCAGCGGCUGCCUUGGUAUAAUGUAAGCCUUUUCUCCAGAGGUACGAGACCUCGCACGCUGUGAGCUCCCAAGCAACCGGUACCAGCAAUGUUCACAUCCCGUUAUUGGUUCCAAAAAGUGCCAAAAAAACUUUUUAACGACAAAUUCUAAAAAUUCAAAUGUCAAGGUGUCUUUUUAAUAUGUUUGAAAAAAAAAAACGGUAUUUAAUGUGUGCACUUUUUUUGGGUGUUUCUGGUGUAGCAAUGCAUUUCACAACUUGAAAGCUAAAGGUAUGUGGGAGAGGGAUGAUGAAAUUAAAAUUUGCAAAAAAAUUAUUAUUUAUCAUGUUGCUUUAUCACAUUUUUGUUAAAACGUCAAUGUUUUAAAGUUAGGUACUGAAAAUGUAUAAUUUUAUGUAGUUCUGUUUUGUUAAUUUUAAAUAUUUUACUAAAUAAAUAUUUUAAUGUUCA
Hippocampus comes (tiger tail seahorse) is the source of this 2019-nucleotide messenger RNA. Its product is annotated as dedicator of cytokinesis protein 7-like. Gene Ontology annotation, molecular function: guanyl-nucleotide exchange factor activity. Lineage: Eukaryota; Metazoa; Chordata; Actinopteri; Syngnathiformes; Syngnathidae. The record is from RefSeq and is a predicted model, not a curated record. The transcript has 11 exons. Gene Ontology annotation, biological process: positive regulation of GTPase activity; small GTPase-mediated signal transduction; axonogenesis. Bases 1 to 1323 code for a protein of 440 amino acids.